ACUGAGAAGAACGAAGAACGAGCGGGAAAUACAAGGCAAAACGGGAGAAAUAUCUCAGAAUCGGAAAAAUUUACGUGAAAGAAAAGUGAAAAUGUGUGCGCGGUUUUCCUAGAUGUUGUUGUCUGUGUAAAAAGAAGAAUCAAAUCAAAAAGCAAAAGCCAAUUCCGAAAACAUUUUGGUCCCAACAUUGUGAAAGAAUGUCCGCCAAAGCCUCGCCUUCCAACUCCCGCGAUGCAACUGCAAGUGUCGGGCCCUCGGCUGCAGUCAGCGUUGGCACUCCAAGCGUCGUCGGCGUUCAAAUCAAAAAGGAAUUGCCCAGCGAUGAGAUAAAGGAAUUUGCCGAGCACACAAUGAACGAGCUGUUGGGCUGGUAUGGUUUCGAAGGCGUUGAUCGCUUGGACCUGUCAGCUAAGACGUCGCGUCUUUUGCAGAGUGCGGCGGCAGCAGCGGUGGCCAACCAGCAGCAGCAUCAACAACAACAGCAGCUAUUGCUGGAACGAAAGCGGACAGUUUUGGCCCGGAGCAGUCGCAACUCUCUUUAUCACAAUAACAACAACAAUAUAAACAGUAACAACAACAACAACAACAAUAGCGCUCGAAAGCCCAUCAAUUUAAAUUGCAAUAGUACGACGCCCUCGGAUCAUGACACCCGCAGCUCCCGCGAGGAUGACUCCAAGAGUCCGCAUUCGAUUGGCAAGGCUACGGCGAUGACAGUGAUGACUGGCGUGGGGGCGACGUCGACAACGACGGCGACGACGACGACGAUGAACACGGAGGAGAAAAUAGACUACAAUAACUGCUGCUGGUGCCAUCGCCCCAUAGCGGAAAAUGCGCCCGAUUACUUGACAAGUAGCGAUGGACCGCGUUAUUGCUCGGAAAGCUGCUUUACCCAGAGUCGACGCGCCUCCUUCAAGAAGGCUAAGACCUGUGAUUGGUGCAAACACGUCCGUCAUGCUGUCAGCUACGUGGACUUUCAGGACGGUGCCUCACAACUGCAGUUUUGCUCGGAGAAGUGCCUCAAUCAGUACAAGAUGCAGAUCUUUUGCAAUGAGACACAAGCCCAUCUCGACAUGAACCCACAUUUGCGUGAUCAAGCUGCCAGCGGAGAUAGCACAUCUCUCAUAACGCCCGACCUAUGGAUGCGGAAUUGCCGCAGUCGUUCCGCUUCGCCGGCUUCAACCAUAUCCGUGUCACCAGGCCCACUUCUCAGUGGCAGCAUUAACAAUUGCCACAGCAACAUUGCACUAAAACGCAGCUCGCCCAGCGAUACGCCGCCCAAUCACAGCAAACCCCUGAUCUCAGUGGCGCCCGUGUCCAAGCUGCUGGCACAGAAGAGUCCCAGUCACAAUCACAGCUUGGUGGCACCAGGCAUAGCUGCCUCUACGGGGCCACAAGUAACUCGUCAUCAUCACACCGGUUCCAAGCCAGGUCGUCGCAAACGUCCCCAUCGCGGACCCACAGGUUCCGAAACAGUUGCCAGUUUACUGCAAAAGCAGCAACAGCACCACCUGCAGCAGCAGCAGCCACAGCAACCAGCAGCGCCUCAUGGGCGCCUCAGUGCCAGCCCGCUGCAGCAGUCACUUGCAUCCGCCGGUCCCCACUCUACGAUUAGUCACUUUGCCGGUUCCAGCGUCCAGGAUCUGCACAUGAGUGUUCCCCCUCUAUCCCCAAUGAUAGAUCAGCAGCAGCAACAGCCGGGUGUUCCAUCUCCCGUACAGUCCUUGAUUCGCCCGUCUACCAAUGGUAAUGCAUCUGUCACCACCAGUAUACCAUCCAGCUACUUUGCUACUCCGCCCAACGGACUCUUGCACCCCGGCGCUUUUUGCGCCCGUCCACCACUUCCCCAUGGUUUCCUUCCGCCACCACCCAGCAUGUUGCCCCGGGGGUUCGGCCCACCAUUUGGUCCACCACCUCCUCCACCACAGAUGCCACAACCUUUGCCACCGCAGCUGCACGAGAUGCAGAGCGCUUUUGGUGCUCUAUUGGGUACUGCUCCACCCGUUACCGUCAUGGUGCCAUAUCCCAUCGUUAUACCGUUGCCCAUACCCAUACCAGUACCGUUGCCCGUUGUGGACUUCUACAGGGCACACUUGAAGCCCGAAGAGCGCAAACUGUUCGAUCAGGAGCGGUCAAGGACCAGCCCAUCUGCAACAAGAACAAGCACAGUGGAUGCACCAUCAGAGGAGCAGCCCCUGGACUGUACUAAGGCCAAAGUGGAGGAUGAGAAACAAGAACAGGAGGAACCAGAGGAGAAACUCACACCAAAGACCCCGCCACCCCCAUCGUCGUCGUCAUGCUCUUCGCCAACGACAACUGAUUCUCAGGGUGCCCAUGACGCGCCCUCCCACUGCAUCAAUGUGGUGCCUGAGGAGACCUCACCACCACCAGCGGUAGCGACAUCGACAGCCGUAGAUGGGGCAGUAGUCGCGCAGUCGCCCGAGCAGGAAUCCCAAAAGGUGCCCAAGCUGAAAAUCACACGGCUGCAAACCAAACGCACCCUCAUUCAAACCAAAGAGUCCGCCCUGUACCCAGUAUCCGUCACUGGCACCACCGCCGACAACACCAACAAUAACAGUAGCUCUGCUGCUGCUGCUGCCGAAUGCAGCCGACCGCUGCGCAAGCGCAAACGCAUUAUCGACUGCGAUUUUCAGAAGAUGGCUCUCAAAGAGGCUGAACGUGCCGAGGGCACCGACAACAACACUGAAGAAGGUGGCAACAACCACAAGGAUGACGAAGAGUGCAAUACACACAACAACUAUGCUAAAGUUAAAAAGUAACAGUAGCGGUAAAAUAUACAUAUACAAGUAUAGUCUUUAGAAACUCUUAAAAUUAUUAGUAUUUAUGUAGUAGAUACAUAUGUAUGUAUACAUACUAGCAUAAGUAUGAUCAUGUGCAUGUAUUCAUGUAUUCAAGAGUGCUGAGAGGCAUAAAGUACUAAGUAGCAAGUGACGCACAAAGUGCUGAAGAAGAAAAGAAAAAUUGCACAAAUAAUGAGGAUAUGUAAAUGGGAGCAUAUACUCGUAUACUCGUAAUUGCAGUAUCUUGAAUAAUUAAAGAAAAAUAAAAUAUUUAUUAUAUCCCUACAGCCA
Messenger RNA from Scaptodrosophila lebanonensis, 3089 nucleotides. RefSeq names its product sine oculis-binding protein homolog (gene Sobp). The transcript is spliced from 4 exons. The record is from RefSeq and is a predicted model, not a curated record. Gene Ontology annotation, biological process: animal organ development. The coding region runs from base 198 to 2777 and encodes 859 amino acids. Gene Ontology annotation, cellular component: nucleus. Lineage: Eukaryota; Metazoa; Arthropoda; Insecta; Diptera; Drosophilidae.